UCAUCUCUUCGUUUCGUUAGCUCGUUUUGGCCGGUGAUGUGGUGGCGGUGAUGUAACGGGAGAGAAGGUUCCCUUUUCAUGCACCUCUCCGCUGCGGUUCGCCUACUCGCUCCCUUCUCGUUCUCCUCCGAUCCAGUGAUCCACUGCUAACCCUAAUCCGUCUGAAGUUUUUGGAGUUUUGGUCGAUUGAAAGACAGAAUUUUGAUUGAUCUGCGCUUAAUGAUGGAAGCUGUGAAUUCUGCGGUUGCUCAAACCAACCUCCUAGAACUUAGGAAUCGGAGCAGUGUCUCUAAACAUUUGUGCUGGGAUAUUACAUAGAUGUUAUUCCUUCAUUAACUUCUACGCGAGACUAGAUUAUUUAUACUAAUAUUCAAUUCAAAACUUGAACCUCCUCUCUUUCAUCCUCUUCGAUUUUCUUUAUAUAUCUGGAGUCUGCUGUGCUACCACUCUCCACCUCAAAUUCAUCUUGAAAAGAUCACGAAUCAGGACAAAGGCGUCUAAUGGAGAGUAAAAACUUUUCUUUGUCAAGGAAUAAUCAAUUUCUUGGAACUCCUAUCCUUCACCAGUUCUUGCAACCUUCUCUUAGCUACUUGAAGUAUAACCUUUGCUCUUUGCCAAAAGGAUUUAAAGUUUCAAUUACCAAGUGUGCAAUGAAAUCUUAUAAACUUUCUGAUCUUACUCACAACGAGGUUAAAUCUCUCAAAGCUCGUCCACGUAUUGAUUUUUCAUCGAUUUUCAGCGUAGUUGAUCCAAUUGUGGAUGAUGUACGCUGCAGAGGAGAUGCUUCAGUAAUAGAUUAUACUGCAAGAUUUGACAAAGUUGUACUCAAUAAAGUUGUUGAGCUUGUUUCUGAUCUUCCAGAUCCCGAGCUUGAUCCUACAGUAAGAGAAGCGUUUGAUGUGGCCUAUGACAAUAUUAAUGCAUUUCAUGCUGCUCAAAGGAUUCCUGAGAAGGAGAUUGAGAAUAUGAAAGGGGUGAGGUGCAAAAGAAUAGCACGGUGCAUUGCUUCUGUUGGCCUUUAUGUUCCAGGGGGUACUGCAGUCUUACCCUCAACUGCUUUGAUGCUCUCGGUGCCUGCACAGAUUGCCGGGUGCAAAACCAUUGUUCUUGCAACUCCGCCCGGUCGUGAUGGCAGUAUUUGCAAGGAAGUGUUAUAUUGCGCAAAGAAAGCUGGCGUCACCCACAUUCUAAAAGCUGGGGGAGCUCAGGCGAUCUCAGCGAUGGCUUGGGGAACAUCUUCUUGCCCAAAGGUUGAAAAAAUUUUUGGGCCAGGAAAUCAAUAUGUUACUGCUGCAAAAAUGAUUCUUCAGAAUAGUGAAGCCAUGGUUUCCAUUGAUAUGCCUGCUGGCCCUUCAGAGGUGCUGGUCAUUGCCGACAGACAUGCCAAUCCAGUUCACAUAGCUGCAGAUCUACUGUCUCAGGCAGAACAUGGUCCUGACAGUCAGGUAGUUCUUGUCAUUGCUGGAGAUGGUGUCAAUGUUGAUGCAAUUUUAGCUGAAGUGAGCAAACAAUGUGAUAGCCUUCCUAGGGGAGAAUUUGCUUCAAAAGCACUUAGUCAUAGCUUUGUUGUAUUUGCCAGAGACAUGGUUGAGGCAAUUUCCUUCUCAAACAUGUAUGCUCCUGAGCAUUUGAUCAUCAACGUCGAGGAUGCCGAAAGGUGGGAGGGCUUGAUUGAGAAUGCAGGUUCAGUCUUUUUAGGACAGUGGACACCCGAAAGUGUUGGCGACUAUGCAAGCGGAACCAACCAUGUCCUUCCAACUUAUGGGUAUGCAAGAAUGUACAGUGGUGUAUCAUUAAACUCAUUUCUCAAAUACAUAACUGUGCAAUCCUUAACUGAGGAAGGACUCAGAAAGCUUGGACCCUAUGUAGCCACUAUGGCUGAAGUUGAAGGGCUAGAGGCUCACAAGAGGGCCGUCACCCUUAGGCUUCAGGACAUUGAAUCUCCUGUGCCUUAGCUCAAACUGUUAGUUCCAACGUUUCUCAAACUGUUUAACUUUUUUUCCCCUCAUUUGACUAAGUUAACAUGAUAUUGUAAAACAAAGUGUUUAUUUUCGAGACUUUCACAUUGAAUC
This is a messenger RNA of Zingiber officinale, 2072 nucleotides long. RefSeq names its product histidinol dehydrogenase, chloroplastic-like. The coding region runs from base 501 to 1955 and encodes 484 amino acids. Lineage: Eukaryota; Viridiplantae; Streptophyta; Magnoliopsida; Zingiberales; Zingiberaceae. The transcript is spliced from 17 exons. Gene Ontology annotation, biological process: L-histidine biosynthetic process. Gene Ontology annotation, molecular function: NAD binding; metal ion binding; histidinol dehydrogenase activity. Gene Ontology annotation, cellular component: chloroplast stroma; cytoplasm. The record is from RefSeq and is a predicted model, not a curated record.